Messenger RNA from Diachasma alloeum, 3034 nucleotides. Its product is annotated as synaptotagmin-A. Gene Ontology annotation, molecular function: clathrin binding; calcium ion binding; phosphatidylserine binding. Gene Ontology annotation, biological process: calcium-ion regulated exocytosis; regulation of calcium ion-dependent exocytosis; cellular response to calcium ion. The record is from RefSeq and is a predicted model, not a curated record. Bases 359 to 1759 code for a protein of 466 amino acids. The transcript has 10 exons. NCBI's taxonomy places the organism in Eukaryota, Metazoa, Arthropoda, Insecta, Hymenoptera, Braconidae.
AGUGAAAACCCACCCUUACUCACAGAAUUAUCACGACGUAAAAAGUCCGAAGGCCAUGUCAGGGAAAAAAAUUCCCACAAUCCUUCGGAGAAAAGCUGAAUGCCGGCUGUGACUACGCGUGCGUCCACCCCCAAACAUCCACUGCCCCUCGAUGUAAUGAAACUCCUACGCAACUCUACGUCUCCAGUAUGAGAAUACAGACAGAGGAAGGACAGUGGGUUAUUCGCAUACGUUGAGGUAGAAGUAUUACGCUUGCGUGAUAGCAGGUUGUGUCAUCCCGGGGGCGCAGCACCUUAAGUAAGGAUAAUGUAAUGCCGAAUUGUCGAGAGUAUCAUCCAUUUGUGAGGUUGGAAGAGAGAUGGACUCUCACAGCGCGGGAGCGGUUGUUGUCCUCGGGACAGUCGGUGCUGCGACUGGUGCAAUAUCGGCGGUUUUGUUCUACGCGAUGUGUAUGAAACGAAAGAGGUUCGCGUAUUUUUCGAGUGGAAAGGGCCCUCUCAACUGGUUUGAAAAGGAUUUAUUAGACCGAGCGAAAGAAGCAGAAAAGUCCCCCAGUGAAAAUUUCAUUGAACUCGGAAAUAUCGCGUCACUGACGUGUAAUCCAACAGUACGAGGGGAACUGAGUGACAACAUUUGCGAUGACGCCGAGUGGCAACGGAAGGAUCCACCCUAUGACACGAGCAUCCUGAACUCCCGCGAAGUUAUUCAACGGUUAUCAUCCGAAGGAGAUGACGAGCCGAAAACUCCAGUGAGUCCAUUCCCUCCUCCACUUCCGGGAGGUGCAGUUGUUGCUUCUGAUGAGCGAAUGGUCAUUGUUAAAUCACAACCAAGGACAUCGUCUGGAUCAAGGCUUAAUAGUACUGAUAGUGACUCCGUUUUUCACAAGCAAUCACCUUGGUCGUCCUCUUCAUCAAUAGACGAGCCAGCGGGUGAGUUGCAAUUAAGUCUCUCUCACGAUUCCAUCAAUGGGGUACUUACGGUGAAACUUCUCGAGGCGCACGAUUUGAGGGCCAGGGAAUUAAGUGGGAGUGCUGAUCCGUACGCGAAGAUAAGACUUCUGCCUGAUAGGAAUAAUACUUGGCAGACUAAGGUCCAUAAGCGCACGUUGAAUCCAGUUUUCAAUGAAGAGUUUAAGUUCGAAGUAACUUCUCUAACGGGAACAACGCUGGAAGUGCUGUUGUACGAUUUCGAUGCUACGGCCAAACACAGAGGACUGGGGUACAUGCGAUUGCCAUUGCCCCCGAAUGGAGAAGAGACUCUGACCGAAUCCCCGAUGAAUUUGAUGAGGCCUAUCCAUAGAUAUGGAGCCGAGGGAAGUGUCUACCGAUCUGAUCCACUGGGGGAACUCAUGGUAUCCUUAUGUAAUGACGCCAGUGCUGCUAAGCUGACAGUGAUCGUCAUCAGGGCUAUAAAUUUGGUGAUUGUUGAUGACUCAGGAACGCAGAAUUCGGAUACUUAUGUGAAGGUCGCAAUUUUCAAAGAUGGCAAAAGUUUCAAAAAGAAGAAAACAGUAAUCUGUCGAGACCCACAGAAUCCUGUAUGGAACGACGUACUUACAUUCGAUCUUGGUGGUGACACCUUAUCCACCUGUACUUUAGAAUUCUCAGUCGUAAAAACGAGUGGUGAGAUACUGGCGAAAUGCGAGGUCUCCAAAAAGUGCCAGCGCGAGCUUUUCCAUCGAGCUCUGGCUGGCAAAGGCGCCUCCGUACAGUGGGUGCCACUGAUGGGAGUCGACAAACGAGAGAGGUCAUUAUCAUAGUCACUAAGUAACGACAUUCUCAUCAUCAGGAAAGUUACGAUAAUGAACGAGAGACAGAACAGAACAGAGCAACGACCAAUGAAGAGUGAAUAUUUCUCCUUGUGUACCACUCGGACACACUUCGAGACCUACCGCUUCUCCUUAUUAUUUUUCAUGGUGUAAUUAAUCAUUGUUACAUCGCUAUUUUUUGGAUAAAUCAGAAGUUUUUGGAGAGCGAAAUGUCGUGAGUAUAUUUUUGUGGUUUAGAUUAUAUUCAGAAUAAUGAUCUAAGUAAUUGACUAAUUACGUAGUACAGAGGCAAUUUAGGAGGAAAGAGGUAGAAUGAAGUUGAAUAUUCAAGUUUUAUUAAUAAAAGUUCUAUUAAUAUUUUUUUAAAAAUUUGUUAAAAUUCCUAGAGAGCAAAUAAUAGACAUUUUGACUUUUUCAUUGAAUAAAAAAAAUCAAUUGUUUGAAUCCAAAUAAUUUUCAUUUUCUAAACGAAAUUAAACAAUUGAAAUAAACGUAUUUGAGGUUUCAUUUAACAAAGGAAGAGUCUACAUACAAAUUAUUUAUUUUUCAAUUGAUUAAAUAGAAGAUUAGAAUUCCCACUUAAGAGAAUAAAAAGAAAUAAAAGAUGAAUUCUCCGGAAAUGCCUUUUAAAAAUGACAAAAGGACAACGUGAAAUGAACGUGGGAAUUCAAUUUUUGCUAAUUUUCCAAUUCCUCAAAACGUAUUCUUCAAUUCUCCCCAAAAUUACUGGAGAUAAAAUAAUAAACAUAUUGACUUUUUCAUCGUAAUAUCCAUCAGAAUGAAAAUGGAAUACAAAAAAAAUAUUGUUUCAAUCCAAAUAAUUUUCAAUCCAAAUUCUCCUCUUACCAACUAAAUCAAGCAAUUUAAAUAAAAAUAUUCAUGGUUUCAGUCAACAAAAGAAGAACAUAUUUUAAAUGAUUCUCAAUUAAAGAAAUUAGAGAAAAUGGUGAGAAUAAAAUAAUAAAAGUAAUUUCGGUUCUUAAAUUUUUUUUAAUUUUAGCGUCUUUUCAUGGUACAAAAUCUGCACAAUAGAAAAUACAGGUACACUCCAGGGUACUCCCUUAGUCGAAGAGACCUGUGAACACAAAAAAAAAUUGAUACCUAAGUUAUCGCAUAAUUCAAUUGAACAUCGAAAGUAAAGUUUCUAUCAUUAUCAUUCCUUUAUAUCUGUCCUCAUGAGGUUCUUCGGUAGCUAAUACAUGCUUGAAUAAUCGUCCAAAUCCAAUGGCAAAAAUGAAUAAUAAAAGAGAGAAAAUAAACGAGAAA